CUGGCCCUUCCGCCGCGCCGUAGGUUUGUCGCCUCACCUUUGCGCCCGCGGGAGGGAGUUUACUGCGCCGGCGGGAGGGAGUUUACUGCGGCUAGGGAGAUGUUGCUGCUACGGUCACUGCGUGUGUUCCUGGUUGCGCGGACCGGGAGCCACCCGGCUGGGUCUCUUCUGCGUCAGUCGCCCCAGCCACGGCACACACUUCAUGCUGGGCCCCGUCUGUCUGCCUCGGCCUCCAGCAAGGAGCUCCUCAUGAAACUGCGGCGGAAUACAGGCUACUCUUUUGUAAAUUGCAAGAAAGCUCUGGAGACUUGUGGCGGGGACCUCAAACAGGCAGAGAUCUGGCUCCACAAGCAGGCCCAGAAGGAGGGCUGGAGCAAAGCUGCCAAGCUCCAAGGGAGAAAGACCAAAGAAGGCCUGAUUGGGCUGUUGCAGGAAGGAAACACAACUGUAUUAGUAGAGGUAAACUGUGAGACAGAUUUUGUUUCUAGAAAUUUAAAAUUUCAACAGUUGGUCCAGCAGGUAGCCCUUGGAACCAUGAUGCAUUGUCAGAGCCUAAAGGAUCAACUCUCUACAUACAGUAAAGGCUUCUUAAAUUCCUCUGAGCUUUCUGGACUUCCAGCUGGGCCUGACAGAGAAGGCUCACUCAAGGAUCAGUUGGCUUUAGCAAUUGGAAAACUGGGAGAAAACAUGACUCUUAAACGAGCUGCAUGGGUGAAGGUGCCAUCUGGGUUCUACGUUGGCUCUUAUGUCCACGGAGCAAUGCAGAGUCCCUCACUUCACAACCUGGUGCUGGGGAAGUAUGGGGCCCUGGUCAUCUGUGAGACGUCUGAACAGAAAACAAACCUUGAAGACAUUGGCCGCCGCCUUGGGCAGCAUGUGGUGGGCAUGGCCCCCCUCUCUGUUGGCUCCCUGGAUGAUGAGCCUGGGGGAGAGGCAGAGACUAAGAUGUUGUCCCAGCCAUACUUGCUGGAUCCCUCCAUUACCUUGGGGCAGUAUGUGCAGCCUCAGGGGGUGUCGGUAGUAGACUUUGUGCGGUUUGAAUGUGGAGAAGGUGAAGAGGCAGCAGAAACUGAAUAGGUUCUAGAGACUUUCGGCCCAGGAGGAAUAUUUAUUUUUAGCUCCGGACAUCAUUACAAAAAGGAGUAUUUCCCAAGCCUCUUCAGACCGAGAAUGUAUUUUUCAUUUGAGUUAUAACAAGAUUGUAGACUUCAUGGGUAAAAUUAUUAAAUAGUUAUAUAAUAAAAAUAAUUUUUUCCUUGUUUGCAUAAUA
Chlorocebus sabaeus (green monkey) is the source of this 1270-nucleotide messenger RNA. It is a transcript of the gene TSFM, whose product is annotated as Ts translation elongation factor, mitochondrial. Gene Ontology annotation, biological process: mitochondrial translational elongation. Gene Ontology annotation, molecular function: protein binding; translation elongation factor activity. Lineage: Eukaryota; Metazoa; Chordata; Mammalia; Primates; Cercopithecidae. The record is from RefSeq and is a predicted model, not a curated record.